Messenger RNA from Trichoderma asperellum CBS 433.97, 339 nucleotides. The record is from RefSeq and is a predicted model, not a curated record. Lineage: Eukaryota; Fungi; Ascomycota; Sordariomycetes; Hypocreales; Hypocreaceae.
AUGACGGAAGCCGAGAACUUUGAGGACGACCUCUUCGCCGACCUGUACGAAGAUAACGACGCAAAGCCCGCCGCGCCGGUCGCGAGUGCCGUUCAUAAUACUGACGCCAAAGCUUCUGAGCAGCCCGAGCCAGUAGCUGCUCCUGCUCCUGCUGGCGAUCUGGAUGACGCCGGCCACGAUGCGAUGAACCAGGAUGUAGACGACGAUGAAGACGACGUUGACUUCAAUUUGGGAGGAGGGGGAGCCUCAAACAACACCAAUAUGAUGCCACAAGAUGACAUGCCGUCGACUCCUCCGUACGGCACUGUUCACAAAGCUAGUGCCAAGGAAGAUGGGUGA